Molecule: messenger RNA, 681 nt
Organism: Striga asiatica
Lineage: Eukaryota; Viridiplantae; Streptophyta; Magnoliopsida; Lamiales; Orobanchaceae
Source: the annotation of a GenBank genome assembly
AUGUCAGGCGGCGUUGGCCCACCCAGCGACAUACCCAUCCAACCGGACGCUCCCCACCCUUCCGCCGGCGGCGGCCGGAGCUUCCUCACCCUCCGGCUUCUGAACGCCCUCGCGGUGGCCGUGGUCCUCUCCGCCAGCGGCAUGGUCACCGUCCAGGACGUGGCCUUCGUGGUCUUCUCCGUCUUCUACUUCUACUUUAUCUCCCGAGUCGCCUUCCCACUCGCCGGAUCUGACCGGGAUCCGCCGGUCUUCGGCGGCAGAGGCGCUCUUCUGACGGCGUACUCCCUGGUGGGGUAUGUGGUGGGGCUUUUCCUGCCGGCGGCGUACAUCUGCGAGGGCGUGUACGAGGGGGACAGGGAGGGAAUUAAGGCCGCCGCCCCUCACGUGUUCCUGCUGGCCAGUCAGAUCUUCAUGGAGGGUGUGGCGGCGGCGGCGGAGUUCUCGUUGCCGGUGAGGGUGCUGGUGCCGGUCGUGUACAACUCGAUGAGGGUGCUCAGCGUCGUGGAGUGGCUGAGGAAUGAGAUCUCCAAGGCGGAGGCCGGCAGCGUGCGGAGGCUGGCCGUGGGGAGAGGGCUGGCCGCGGCCAAUUUGGCGUAUUGGGGGUUUAAUCUGUUCGGGUUCCUGUUGCCGGUUUAUAUGCCCAAGGCUUUCAAGGCCUAUUACUCCAAGAUCAAGGACUGA